UGCACCUGCUCAUAAUUCUCUCUCUACAUUCAUUAAUUUAUCAUCUUCAACCUUCCAAUCCUCUCUCUCUCUAGAACAUGGAUAGUCCGACGACCAUACGCAGUAAACCACCACCGGAGAUUCUCUCUCCGUGCGGUAGCCAACGACGGAGGAGCAGCUGCGACUCAAAUUCACCGGAAUUCGAGUUCUGGCGUCUAGCAAACUCUUCAUUUCAUCAAACAGAAUCAGAUCUCCUCUCCGCCGACGAGCUUUUUCACGACGGUGUUCUUCUCCCGCUCCACCUCCUCUCCAUCAAAUCGGAGCCUCAACCCGACCCGAAUGUCUCGGAAUGCGAUGCGGAUCCAUCUCCUUCGCCCGCUGCUUUGAUUACAGAGCAAAAACCCGAACCCGGAAUAGGAUCCGAGCUGACCCGAGAACCGACGGUUUCGAAGCGGUGGAGAGAUAUAUUCAAGAAAAGCGAAAAUAAACCGACGGGGAAGAAAGAGAAGGUGAAAGAGAAUAAGAAGAAAACCGGGUCGGGUCCGGGUUCGGGCUCGGGAGCGGAGCUAAAUAUCAACAUUUGGCCGUUUUCAAGAAGCAGAUCCGCCGGGAACAACGUGACCCGACCCAGAAUGUCGUUUGGAGCUCCGACGACCCGGAAAGUCAGCAGCGCACCGUGUUCCCGGAGCAACUCCACCGGAGAAUCAAAAUCGAGGAAAUGGCCGAGUAGUCCCGGUCGUAACGGCGUGCAUCUUGGUCGGAGCAGUCCAGUUUGGCAAGUCCGGCGUGGAGGUGGAGCUCCGACCGGAAAACCGAUGACAGAGCCGAUGGGUCGGGUUGUGGGGAAAAGGGAAAUUCCCGAGGGGCGUAGGGGUAAAAUGGUAGUUGAGAGCAAUAAAGCAAAAGUCAUAAAUUUGAACGUGCCUAUGUGCAUCGGUUAUCGGAGCCGGUUAAGCUGCAGAAACGACGAGAGUGGAAACAGUAACAUUGGGAGUGACAAUAAUCUUAACGCUAAUGUUAUCAAUCCUAAUCCUAAUGGUCUAUUUGGCUUUCGUAAUCUUUUCAUUAAGAAAGUUCAUUGACUUUUUUUUGUUUCUUUAUUUUGUAUUAUAGUAAGCUUAUGAAAAAUGUCGAUUUGUCAAACCCUCUUAAUUCUCAAGGGUCCAUUUUUAUUUUUUAAUCUACUACUUUUGCUGUUA
Eutrema salsugineum is the source of this 1178-nucleotide messenger RNA. RefSeq lists its product as uncharacterized. The transcript has a single exon. The coding region runs from base 78 to 1061 and encodes 327 amino acids. Lineage: Eukaryota; Viridiplantae; Streptophyta; Magnoliopsida; Brassicales; Brassicaceae. The record is from RefSeq and is a predicted model, not a curated record.